AUGGAGAGCCUGGGCGAACCGCGGGAGUUCUUCGCCGAGUUCUUCCGAUGUGUUGAGAGGCAGCACAACCCAGGCCCGGCGACAUCCGCCGACUUCCCGCCCGCCAACCACGGUAACCUGCUCGCCUCCUCAUCGCGCCACGGCUACCUCCUAGUCGCUUCCAACCGUGAGAUAUACAUCCAUCUGCUCCAAGGGCUCCGCAACAAGGCCCCCGGCGACUUCCCGGAGGGCCGCCUCGAUCUCGGAAAGCAUGGCGUAAAAACCAUUCUGGACAUCACUUUCGUGCUCAAUGACGCCGCCCUUGUAGUGCGCGCGGUCCCGGAAAGGGAGGAAGACGCAUGCGUCCUCGUCCUUAGCACUGAGAUGCUCGUAAAAGGAAGGGCCGCCCUGUUCAACGGGCCGCCGCUGCAAAGGGGGCUCAACGCCGUGGCCGUGUGUCCGCAGUCCUUCAAAACGGAGUCUCCGGGCGAGGAAUUGAACCAAUUUGUGGCCCUGUUGUAUGGCGAGACCAAGGUCGAGCUACAUGCUAUUGGCACGGGGAUGGCCGACGACGGCACGGCGACUAGUGCCCAGUGCUCGUUCGACGCGCCAGGGCCAGUCACCUCGCUAGCUUUGUCCCCGGAAGAUCGACUGCUCGCCGUAGGAGCAAUGCGCGGCUCGGUGGGCAUUCAUGAUCCGAAGAGCGGUGCACGGCUUCAUAAUAUCACGGAAAUUGAGUCGGGGUGGAGCCCGUUUUCGCUCCACUUUCUGGACGAUGAGGCUCUGAUGGUUUCGUAUGUGCGCGGUCAGGAUGUAAGUCAUGUGGUCUGGAACCUUGUCAAAAACGGAGAUUCGCUGACCGUGAAAGGACAUUCGGUCCUCGGCGAGUUAUGUUUGCCGCUUCUUGGCACGUUCCCUUCUUCUUCUGACGGAGAGGAUGGAGAUGAUGAGAAUGAGAGUAAACCGCCAGUGAUUUGGUGCCACCGCAUCCCCGGAUGGGAUAUUUGCAUCGUCGCGUCGUCAAAGUCCGAAAGCAUGGAGCUCAUCGCUUUGAAUGAGAAUGGUGUUUGGGUGAACUGGAAGCCAGACGAAGGUAAAAUGGCUACUUUGCCUACGGAUGAAAACGAUGACGAUACGUUUCCAAUCGGUAUCGCGCUUGAUCUCACAGAUACAGAUCCUGUCGACGCCAUAGAACCGGCACUUCCCCCGCUGAAACCUAUGCCACGCGUUAUUGCGUUCACGUCUGUCGUACUCCUGCUGCCCUUUUCCCUCGUUGACGAUCGAGCUGAUGCUGGCUGUAGAUUUAUUGCCGAGCGGCGACGCAUUCAGAAGACACCUGCAGAGCCCAAACCUAUGGAAAAGCUCGUCUUCCCGGAAGUACUUUCUGCUGCUGAAUCUUCAAGUCAAGAAGACGAUCAUGAAGUACCUUCUCUUCCGCUUCAAGAGCAAAUGGCUCAAAAGCCUUUGGUUGAACAGCCUUUCCUUCAUGGGCCUCCAGUCCAAAUGCCAGCACUCCCAACGCCUACAACGAAAACGACGUCCGAUUUUUCAGCUUCUUCACUUGAAAGCGAACACAUGCUGCUGUCUGGAGAGGUCACACCCAAGGAUGGCUUCCAUUCGACGCUGAGGCCUCCGUUUGGGGUUCCGGCAUCUAUUUCUGCACCGGAAACUUCGCAGGACGUCAGAGAUGGAAAGUCUGACUCAAGUGCAAGCUCGGUUUUAAAGAAUCUUGCUUUCCCCUCAUUUUCGGCGAGUGUUUUGAAAAGGGAUGUUCCGAUUGUUGUACCAGAACAGCUCAAGCCGACCCAUGUUGGCCAGAUAUCAUUUCCGGUAGGAGAACCUGGGGACUAUGCAUCCUCAAUCAGGAUGGUAUUGGACGAGAUGAGAACAGAACUAAACAUGAACCGAAUUAUGGAAGAGUCAACACAAAAGACGCUUUUCAAAACAAAUGAACAAAUGAUGCCGCACAUUGAAACUGUCAGAUCUGAACUGGCAGGACUGUUGGAUGUACUACGGAAACGAUUCCAUGAAGAAGCUUCACUCCGGCGGGAAGUGCUGACCUCGUUAAAAGGUAUGAAUGCCUUAUCUCGGGAAUAUGAGUCGGCAUAUCUUGAAUUCAGAGUUCGUGAAGAAGAAGGUUUUGUGUCUCAUUUGCAAGCCGAGGACAAGAUCAUGGAUGAUAGCAUUGUAAAGAAAGAGGCGGAUAUUCUUAAAUCCAUAUCUGCCAUUGAACGGAAAUUGAGCACUUCACAGAAUCGGAAACCCAGUCGACUGGGUCAUGCAGAGCAGGUCCAACAAAUUUAUUCCUCCCUAAGCCUACAGGGGAUCCGCGUCAAGAAGCUUCGUGGUCUCCUGGCCGCUCUUUCAGAUCGCAUAGAUGAAUUGGACAGAGGAGGGAGGCUCACAGAUCUGGGUCUGUCAAUGGCUCGCCUUGAGAAGUUAUCAAUUAACCGCAUCAAGUCACCAACUAUGAACCUUCGACAAGGUAGUCGUGGUCUCCGAAGUGCUGAACGAGGGCCCGGCGAAGAGUUUGUACCGAAAGUGUCUUCCAUGCUCCCAACACACCCGUACAACUCUGAGGAAUCACUACUUCCGGGAGAUGUACAAAAGGUAUUGCGGCGUUUGGCCAUGAGGGAUGGGCGCGCUGUCAUUGUUGUUCAAGGUCCACAAGGAGAGAGGCGCAGAGCUGAAGAGAUGUCCGAAGGUAAGAAUCGUUUUGCACCGGACCAAGCUGAACAGAGCCUUCGCCCUGGGGCUUUUUACGCCUCCAUCGCCAGCUCUAAUGGCCACGGGCAGCAGAACAUUGACAUGAUUCGCAACAGAAGGAGCGAAACUAUUCACAGUGUGAAGAACAACCAGACUCCAUCUUUCGCUCCACUGUCCUAUCAGCGAGGAGAAAGGAAAGAAUCGUCAAGUGCUGGCAAUCGCGUAGUACCUUCAGGAAAGCGGUCUGCGUCAGCGUCUAGAGAUCCAGCUGGGACUGUCAAGGAGGGAGUAGGACAUGAGCGGGGGGAAAUUCCCAGCCUUGCAUCAAGUGGAAACAUUUUAUCAAACCUACCGGAGGAUGGGCAAGCAGGAGCUGAAGAAGCGGGGAGCAAGCGGGCGUUCUACCCGCCAUCCACAUCAAAUCACUUCACGGCACGAGAGAUCACAUCAAAACCUAUGACCAAACCAAACGUUCCUUCUGCUGGGAUACCAAGAAUUAGAGUCCCUGCAGUUGCAGCAGAUCUGUUUGGAACCUCUGAUUCGGUUCCACCAGUCGUCGCGUCUUCUGGCCAGCCACUAAACGCGGGGGAGUCACCCCUCUCUUUCAAGCCGGUGACAUCUGGACGCCGACAGAGCACUAAAAAGCCUCCCAUCUUGCCACAUGAAACAGACACAUUUGCCUCUCUCCCGCCCGAGCCACAUGGAGUGCAACGUAAGAGGUCUUUGCAACAAGAAGAUUCUCAAAGUGCUGGAGCUCGAGCCGCAGGUACAAUUCCGGUGGCCUUUUUACCGCCGGAUCCAGACUCCCCUAUUACCAGCUCUGCAAACCCACUAUCAAACGGAACGAAGAAGGGUUCCGUAGCACAGGAGCAAUCACCAAAGGCUUCCGACUCUCCCUUUGCCACAUUGCCGCCGGAAGAUGACCGAAAAGAGGUUCCGUUCGCCUCUCUUCCACCAGAUGAUGAUUUGACAAUAGACUUUUCAGCUGUGGUGCCCGCCGGUUCUGUCCCGAAGCAAAAGCAACGAGAAAAUCCAAUUCCUCGAGAAGAGGUGACAAGUUCCACUUUUACGGCUCUACCGCCUGACGACGAUGUCAAGCCCAACCCUGUGACGUCGAAGAAUCUGUCCAUUGGACCUACUACGGGAACGAUAGGAACCCAGUUGGCCAUGACAGCUCAGAGCAGUCCUCCCAUCUUCGGAAUUGAUAGUGGCGAAUCAAACGCAUUCGGUGUCUUCGGGAACAAACUGGCUCCUGAGGGUAAACCAACCACUUCCUUAUUUGGUGCCGCUCAGGCUUCUGAAAGCAAGUCGAAGUCAAAAGAAGAGUCAGGAAGUGCGUCUCUGUUUGCCACAGCAACACAGAGCACGGCAUUGCAGUUCUCGAAUUCCUUUUCGGCAGCAUUUUCGACUCAACCGGCUGAACCUGCGACAUCUCAAGACGACGCGCCUGCUAACGAGUCUCUCCCGCCCAUUGAUGCAGAUAGCUCGGACUCGGAUGGGGAGGAAAAUUUCAGGCGUGAGGGCGGGUUUGGGGCAAUGUCGGCUUCGAAAUUCAACGCCCCUAGGGAGCAGACCUUCCAAGGAUUUGGUAAGCAGGCUGCAUUUGGGCAGGCCAGUGCAAGUCCUUUCGCAACGGCAGGGACACAAAGCGGACAGACUAGUGCUUUCUCAUCGCUCACUCAGCAACAUACGGGCCCUAGUACUUCGGCUUUCACGUCAGAUGCUUCUGGACAAACCUCCGGAUUUGGAGCUCCUUCUACGCUAGGCGGAGGGGCAUCUUUUGGAUUUGGGUCGCAGCUUGGAGCCUCGACGCAACCAGGGGCCGUACCACAAUUCGGGCAAAGUUCACAGCUUGGUGGUGCAGUGCAAUUUGGAGCGAAUUCGCAGCUUGGGGCUGGAUUUGGGGCACAGUCUUCGCUUGGUGGAGGUCAGUCUCCGUUUUCAGCGCAACCGACCCCGGCGCCCUCCGGAUUUGGAAGCGGAGGGCCCCCUUUUGGGAGUGAAAUGUCUAACGUAAGGUUUGGAGAAUCUACUUUUGGAGCGCCACAAUCUGGAUUUCCCGGUGGGGGUGCUUCUCCUUUUGCUGGUAGUGGUGCUGCUUUCGGGGGCCAGAGCGGUGGAAUUUCUGGUUUUGCAGCCUUGGCAGCCUCACAGCCCCCAGGUGGUGGAGGGUCGGGGUUUGGCAACGGCAUGACCCCAAUAUUUGGGAACAGCCAGGGCCCACCAUCCUUCACAUCGCCCGCUUUCUCACAGAGAAGAGCAUGACUACUGCAGCACCAACAUUCUAACCACAUGUAAAUAUCCCAAGAGUACUUCACA
This is a messenger RNA of Chondrus crispus (carragheen), 5004 nucleotides long. RefSeq lists its product as hypothetical. Gene Ontology annotation, molecular function: protein binding. Bases 1 to 4950 code for a protein of 1649 amino acids. Lineage: Eukaryota; Rhodophyta; Florideophyceae; Gigartinales; Gigartinaceae. The record is from RefSeq and is a predicted model, not a curated record. The transcript is spliced from 2 exons.